Vitrella brassicaformis is the source of this 3230-nucleotide messenger RNA. The record is from the annotation of a GenBank genome assembly. NCBI's taxonomy places the organism in Eukaryota, Vitrellaceae.
GUGAGCGCAGCGAAGUCCCAACAUUUAAGUGAUGCCGAAGCACCCACACCCACGUCCGCUACGGAAGCGGGCCUUCUUAAACCUGACCCUCACGCAGCUCUUCCUCAUACCGCUGUCCUUCUGCGCCGUAUCGCUCAUAUUCCUCUCGGCCUAUCUGCCCACAUUCGACCUGCAUGCCGUCCAGGAGGCCUUCCACCAGUGGCAGCACACCCACCGGCUGAAGCGGCAGCUCUCGCGGCCUAUGGCGGCCAGCAAGGCGCUCACCCACCUGCAAGCCCAACAUAUCGGCGAGAAUGACAGUGACGUCCUCUAUCAUGAGCAUGCGCCAGACGGCCACUUGAGCAUGCGGGAUGCAAUGCUGUCAGCUCUGAUGAUGGGUGAUGUGGAGGCUCUGGUGCCUCUGCUGCGGCGAUGCGUGUCCUACUGGGAAGGCUGGCCGCCGCUGCUCGACAGCGACAAGGAGAGGGGGUGUGGAUCUGCCUGGUCUUCGGCUCUGUAUCUGUCCCUGUUGGGCGAGUAUGCCGUCUAUCUGGAUGUGCUGGAGCCGCGUGGCUUGGCUGUGGACGCAUUUCGCAACUGGACGGCACGCGGGGCGACAAACGCCGUUAGGGGCAUGAAGGAGCAUCUGUCUGAGCGAGAGGAGGGGCAACUCUAUGUGCUGCCCAAGAUUACGGACGUCAUUGAGGAAGACGGCACACCACCAGACCACAUGCAGGCGCAUCAUCAUCUUGGUGCCGGCAGCGUGCUGCAGGCGGUGUAUGCGCACGCGCUGCACAUGUCGGACCACCUGCUGCGAGUCGACACCCCGGUGAAGGACGAGCUGCGACCCCUCUCCCGCCGCCUCGUCCGCACCCUCCUCACCGCUCUGUACGACAACACCACCAGCCUCUUCAUGCCGAGCAAGGACCUCUCUGGCGAGGAGCGGGAGCGUGAGCAUGACCACCAUCACCACAGCCCUUCUGCCGUGCUGGACACCUUUCUGGUGCUGUACUGGCUGCCGCCUGUCCAUGAGGAGCUGCUGCGGGAUGUGGCACACCGUGUGGAGGCACAGAUGAAGGAGGCUGAGUCGGCGGCAGGGUGGGUCCACUUUGUGGGCAGCAGGGCAUCCGCAGACAAGAAGAGGCACCCACGAGUGACGCCAUGGGAACAGGUGAGGGCAUGUUCAAGCGAACAAGACCUGGGAAGGAGGGACAGUCAUUUGCGCGCGCACGCGUGUGUGUGUGUGCAUAGGUGUUUGCCCACCUGGCUGGCCUGCGGUGGGGGAUGGAGGAGGUGGAGCGCGUGGCGGGACGAACCACUGAGGCACUGGAGCACAUCAAAGCUGGUAAGGCACUGUAUCAACUCGGAACGGCAGACAGACAGGUGACCAUUCUUGGAUUGUCCCCCUCUCUCUGACCCAUUCAUUCAUUCAGGCUAUCCGCAACGGCUGGAAGGUGGCUCAAUUUUCCUGUCUGACCCAAGUGGAGGCCUCCGCAGAAAGGCAAGCCCAGCGAGCCACCCCCUGAUUGGCCAGCUCUCACUCAACUGCCUGUUGCUGUUGUUCGAUUACCUGUGUGUGUCUGUCAGGGUGCGCCCCUCUCCUCUCUGCGGUCAUGGACCGCCAAAGGCCAUCCCCUGCAGCUGCUUACCGUCGCCACACAUGAGUACUUCCGUCUUCUGCAUCACUCGCCCUUUCAUCGACUCGCCCCGUUGGCCAAGUCGCUCGCGCACCAGAGGCCGCUCAGGGACAUGACAGAGAGGAGGUGGCUGCACUUCACGCGCACAUACACCGAGGAGGAGCGGCUAACAGGGAGGGGAAGGGAGCCCUGGAAGGUCUGUCGGAUGGCUCUGUCGCGGCUGCCACUGCUGCUGGCCGCUGCUGUCUACUGCCGGCCGGACAGGUGGCGGAGGAAAGUUGCGGUCAAGGCGGACACCAAUGGCCAUCCUGAGGACCAUCUGAAGGGCAAGAGAAAAGGCAAGAUCUCCAGGAGGAUGAAGAGCAGCAGCCGGCGAGGGCCUGAUGAGUCGUCAUGGGAGUGGAACUGCGGCGCUUUAUCAUGGGGAUGGCGCUCGACCCACCCCUUGUUCCUCCCGGCCUCUGUGGAUGUGCCUGCCGCCCUCCCUCACACGUGGAUAUCUCUCGAGGAGAUCGAUGACGACCACUGCGACUGCCCCGACACCGCACUGGACGAGCCCUUCUCGUCUGCAUGUGCUGGACAGAGGCCACCCACCCCUGACGCCCACACACCGCCGCGCAGUCACUACCGACAGCCUCCGGCCCCUCCGCUGUCUUCACAGCACCAAAUGAAGCAUUGGUGCCCGGCUGAGGUGCGGUUCGUGCCGUUGUCUCGUGUGCAUGAUGGGGUGAGCGACUGCUGCGACGGGUCAGACGAGUUGAGAGGGAGCGAGGUGAGGGGGGAGGGUGGCAUUGAUAGGGGGAGGAGGGUCGGGGGGGUCUGGGAUGAAUAUGAGAGGGGGGAGGUGGCUGACGUGUGUGGGUGAUGGACUGACUGGACGAGGCAUGAUGAUGCAUAGAUAGGGGGAUGGGUGGGUCUGGCGAUCGACGCUGGGUGUUGUGACGAUUCAGCUGGCCUUCGUUUUUGUGUCGUUUGUCGUGUGACUUGACCGACUUACCAUGUCAAUAUGACCUUCGUGCGCGUGUGACCGUUGAGCGGAAAGGCAUAGAGUAGUGUUCGAACACGUAAGCCACCGGUUUUGACCAUACACCCGGCCCCUCACACUCCCACACAUACAAACUCACACCUUCAUUCACUUCAUGACAGCCAGAUAUCUAUGCUGUCCCUCCCGCACUUCGGGACUGCGGUGGCAAGCCAGCAGCCUGCGCAUGCAGUAAGUAACACAUAAAGGUGGGUGGGCAGCAUUGCAACCUACCUACACUGGCUGCGUCCGGACUCGUUAGUUACAUGUAUCGAUGUGCUCUACUACCGGUGGGUGCUGUGGACGGGUCCAUUGAUGAAUGAAUGCUUCGUCUCUUCGUCGCUUCCCGACACGUUGUCUCUUUUCAGCCUCUCAUGGCUGCCCACACUUUAUAUUUGAGUGGCGAGUGGUCUUCGCUGGUACCAGCUGGCUCGUUUCACUGUUUUGAAGGGGCGCACAUCUCUGUGAUGUGCUUGUCUUCAGUGUGCUGUAAGCUUAGGGGUGAAGAUUUCACAUGAUGCAAUGACGUACGCUUCAGAAGAGACACAAAACUGACACAAAUGGUAUCAUGUUACCUCCAACGCAUCUGUCUG